AUGAAUCCGCACCAGAAGAACAAGGUCGACGUCAAGUCCCUCUCCCCCGAAGAGUUUCGCAUCUUCCGCCUCUACGGCAAGCUCCCCACGCGCUCCGACCACUUCGCCAAGCACCUUAAGGACCGCAAGUACUUUGACUCGGGCGACUAUGCCAUGUCCAAGGCCGGCAAGGGCGACGGCGUCGAUGCCGGCGCCGUCGGCUCCCAGCACCCCGUCCCGGAAAACAUCCCCCACCUCUCGUCCCCCGUCAACGGCGGCCCCAACGGCCCCAAGCACACCCACCACGGCUCUAUCCAGGCCGUGAGCCCCGUCAAGGAGAGCAGCUUUCUCAACCGCGAGACGAGCGCCGAGGGUGCUACCACAAUGCCUGGCGAAAAGGACAAGCAUGACGCCGCCACCGCUUCUGCGUCUCCAGAGCCCGCCGCCGGCGACGGAAUUCCCAUUCGGCACUAG
Hirsutella rhossiliensis is the source of this 453-nucleotide messenger RNA. RefSeq names its product cAMP-regulated phosphoprotein/endosulfine domain-containing protein. The record is from RefSeq and is a predicted model, not a curated record. Bases 1 to 453 code for a protein of 150 amino acids. Gene Ontology annotation, cellular component: cytoplasm. Gene Ontology annotation, molecular function: protein phosphatase inhibitor activity. NCBI's taxonomy places the organism in Eukaryota, Fungi, Ascomycota, Sordariomycetes, Hypocreales, Ophiocordycipitaceae. The transcript has 2 exons.